UUUUUAUUGCUCUUUUUUCCUUUCAUUUCAUUAUAUUUUAGUAGUGUUUCAUAUCACUCCACUUGUAAUUUCCGUCACUUAUGAUCAUUCAGUUGUGAUUUUAGAACAGUUUGUGGGUGAAUUUAAAUAUAAUUAAAACUUCUUAAUUUCCUUACCUUGGUAUGGAGAGUGCUGUGAUGAACUGGGCAAUAUUUUACUUCGUGUGGCCGCUCAGAUUUCAGAUUACGAGUUGACCAAAUUGCUUUUAGCAAAGGGAGCUGACGUUACCAGCACAGAUGAAGAAGGACGAAUGCCUCUACAUAUUGCAUGCGAUAGAACAUCUUUAGAAAUUGUAAAGCUGUUAACUCAAAACUCGCCAGCAUAUGUUCUUGAUGCAGCUCAAGAUAAUGGAGACACGCCUUUAGACAGAGCCUGCAGACGCACCUGUCCAGAAAUUGUUCAUUUCCUUUUAUCACAAGGCAGUAGUGUCUUUGUGGAUGAAGAUCAAAAACAAGGACCUCUGUUGAAUGCAGUUUUGAAUAAGGUGGAAUAUGCUAUAUCUAUUGUAUCUAUGCUUUUAGAUGCAGGUGCAAACAUUAACCACCGCGACAAGUUUAGAAAUACAGCAUUGCUCUACGCUGCACAACUGUCUGCUCUGGAGCUACAUGCUGAAGAACUAUCUUCUGUGGGAACCGCAUUUACAGGAUAUUUAGGCUGGAGAGAAAAAUGUUCCAAAAUAGAUUUGAUUAUGCUCUUGAUAGAGCGUGGAAGUGAUGUUAAUGCUGUUGGUGUAGGGAGUCGAUGUGCAUUACACUGGGCAGUAAUUUCAACGCAAGAAAAUCUUGUUCGGAAACUUAUUGUUUCAGGUUGUGACUUGGACAAACGUGACGACCAUGGACUUAUCCCUUUGUGCUAUGCAUGUCAAAAAGGAAGCAAGGUAUUAGUCGAUAUACUUAUCAUUUCUGGUGCUGAUUUAAGGGCUCAAAAUUGGGAGGUCUUUGUGAGGAAUUUCGAAGAUGAGACAACCAAUGAACUACUAAAUUAUGUUAUACAUGAAUCAAAGAAGUGUCUUGACUUAAAAUACUUAUGCUAUAGACUUCUCAGAAAAAAGCUUAGACAUUUGGAAAAAGAUGCUUCUCAUCUGGGAUUACCUCAAUUUCUUAUAAAAUGCUUACUGCUUAAAUAGGUACCAUGUGUAUAAAACUGAGAUUCAAUAAAACUGGAUUUGUUAUUUGAA
Messenger RNA from Stegodyphus dumicola, 1216 nucleotides. RefSeq lists its product as uncharacterized. The record is from RefSeq and is a predicted model, not a curated record. Lineage: Eukaryota; Metazoa; Arthropoda; Arachnida; Araneae; Eresidae. Gene Ontology annotation, molecular function: protein binding. Gene Ontology annotation, cellular component: cytoplasm; nucleus.